GCGCGGCGGUGAGGCCUGGGGAGCCCUUGGCGCUGGGACGCGCGGGACGGCAUGGCGAUGCACGCCCUCACCGGCUUCUCGCUGGUCAGCCUGCUCAGCUUUGGCUACCUGUCCUGGGAUUGGGCCAAGCCGAGCCUGGUGGCCGACGGGCCCGGCGAGGCCAGUGAGCAGCCCUCUGCCGCUCCACCUCAGCCUCCCCACAUUAUCUUCAUCCUUACCGACGACCAGGGCUACCACGACGUGGGCUACCAUGGCUCAGAUAUCGAGACCCCUACGCUGGACCGGCUGGCCGCCGAGGGUGUCAAGUUGGAGAAUUAUUAUAUCCAGCCCAUCUGCACGCCUUCACGGAGCCAGCUUCUCACCGGCAGGUACCAGAUCCACACAGGACUUCAGCACUCCAUCAUCCGCCCUCGGCAGCCCAACUGCCUACCUCUGGACCAGGUGACCCUGCCCCAGAAGCUGCAGGAGGCAGGUUACUCUACCCACAUGGUGGGCAAGUGGCACCUGGGCUUCUACCGGAAGGAGUGCCUGCCCACCCGCCGGGGCUUUGACACCUUCCUGGGCUCGCUCACGGGCAAUGUGGACUACUACACCUAUGACAACUGUGAUGGCCCUGGGGUGUGUGGCUUCGACCUGCACGAGGGUGAGAGUGUGGCCUGGGGGCUCAGUGGCCAGUACUCCACCAUGCUCUAUGCCCAGCGUGUCAGCCACAUCCUAGCCAACCACAGCCCCCGGCAGCCCCUCUUCCUCUAUGUGGCCUUCCAGGCAGUACACACGCCCCUGCAGUCCCCUCGUGAGUACUUGUACCGCUACCGCACCAUGGGCAAUGUGGCCCGGCGGAAGUAUGCGGCCAUGGUGACCUGCAUGGACGAAGCUGUGCGUAAUAUCACCUGGGCCCUUAAGCGCUAUGGUUUCUACAACAAUAGUGUCAUCAUCUUCUCCAGUGACAAUGGUGGCCAGACCUUCUCGGGGGGCAGCAACUGGCCGCUGCGAGGACGCAAGGGCACUUAUUGGGAAGGUGGUGUGCGGGGGUUGGGCUUUGUCCAUAGCCCCCUGCUCAAGCGAAAGCGACGGACCAGCCGGGCACUGGUGCACAUCACAGACUGGUACCCGACCCUGGUGGGUCUGGCGGGUGGCACUGCCUCUGCGGCCGAUGGGCUAGAUGGCUAUGACGUGUGGCCAGCCAUCAGUGAGGGCCGGGCCUCGCCACGCACAGAGAUCCUGCACAACAUUGACCCGCUCUACAACCACGCGCGGCAUGGCUCCCUCGAGGGUGGCUUCGGCAUCUGGAACACUGCUGUGCAGGCUGCCAUCCGUGUGGGCGAGUGGAAGCUUCUGACGGGGGACCCCGGCUAUGGCGACUGGAUCCCACCGCAGACGCUGGCUGCCUUCCCUGGCAGCUGGUGGAACCUGGAGCGGAUGGCCAGUGCCCGCCAGGCUGUGUGGCUCUUCAACAUCAGUGCUGACCCCUAUGAACGUGAGGACCUCGCUGGCCAGCGGCCUGAUGUGGUCCGCGCCCUGCUGGCCCGCCUGGUGGACUAUAACCGCACAGCCAUCCCGGUGCGCUACCCAGCAGAGAAUCCUCGGGCCCAUCCUGACUUUAAUGGGGGUGCUUGGGGGCCCUGGGCCAGUGAUGAGGAAGAAGAGGAGGAGGAGGAAGAAGCCAGGUCUCGAAGCUUCUCCCGGGGUCGCCGCAAGAAAAAAUGCAAGAUUUGCAAGCUGCGAUCCUUUUUCCGUAAACUCAACACCAGACUGAUGUCCCACCGGAUCUGAUGGUGUGUGUGUGUGUGUGUGUCCUUCUAAAUGUAUUCCCCCACUCAAGCCUGGUCCUGCUCGUCCCCAGGGAGGGUCCUGGGGUCACAUCCCCAUCUGCAGGGAAAUGGAGGGUGUACAGCCCCUCAGUUGAAAGGUGGGGAGCUUGGCUUGGGGGUGGGAGUAGGAUAAACUAGACUGGGGUGCCUGGGUCCCAGUCCUGCCUCCCCAUUGCUCUGUGACCUCAGGUGACCUGCACAAGCUCUCUGGGCCUCGCUGUCCUCAUCUGUGGAAUGAGCUGUAAUGAUGUGGCUCUGUGGUGUGGACCUGGCUCCCGGUGCUAUGGUGGAGUUCCUGGGACCUCACCACCGCCCAGCUCAUUUAAGUUCUCAUCCUUGAGCCCUGACCUCUGCGGGGCCACAUGGAGGCAAGUCCAGGUCUGGAACCCAGCUGAGACAUGGCAAUCUGGCCACUCCAGAGAGAUCCCCAAGUGCGCUGGGUAGAGGUGCAGGGGCCCAGAGAGGUGACCUUCCUGCUUUUUUACAUGGCCUGGGGCCAAAGCUUUCCUCCUUUCCUCAGCACCCAGGGAAUCGGCCCAGCUGUUAGCUGCUACAGGGCCGAGGGGGUGGACACAGCUAUGAAAAGAGCCCCUAAACCAACAACCAGGACAUCUGGGUUCUGUUUUGACCUCGGGCCAGUCCUUCACCUUUGGGCCUCAAUUUCCCCACCUGAAAUGGGGAUCCUAGCCCUGGCUCCGCCUUCCUCC
Messenger RNA from Molossus molossus (Pallas's mastiff bat), 2518 nucleotides. RefSeq names its product arylsulfatase family member I (gene ARSI). The record is from RefSeq and is a predicted model, not a curated record. NCBI's taxonomy places the organism in Eukaryota, Metazoa, Chordata, Mammalia, Chiroptera, Molossidae. The transcript is spliced from 2 exons. Bases 52 to 1773 code for a protein of 573 amino acids.